UACUUUAUAUUUUGUUUUUUAACCUAGUUGCUAGGCAAAAAAGAUAAACUGAUAAGAUUGCUUUGCAUAGUUAGCUUUAAGAACGAUCUUCAUAUUCAGGAGCUUUGAUAAAAUGUUCAAUUAGCAAUCUUAAUUCAUAGUAAUGGGGGCGAAGGAGAGAGUUCUUCAAUUGUUAAACACAAUUUCAAACGCAUCUUGUCGUUGUCCUGCACAUUCUCAUUCAAAUGCAAUAUUUCUUAGAGGUAAUCAUGGUAUUCCUAAACCCACAGCUGGAAAAGAAUAUGCGUUUGAAAUGACAUGCUCAAGUGUCCGAUAUGGGCCUGGUGUUACUCAAGAAAUCGGAAUGGAUUUAUUCAACUUAAAUGCAAAAAAAGUUUUACUAGUAACAGAUUCCCAAGUUGGCGUCUUGCCACCCAUGUUUGCUACCUUGGAUUCCUUACAUAAGUAUGGAAUACACUAUGAAGUCUUUGAUAAGGUUCGAAUUGAACCUACAAAUAGUAGCUUUGAAGAAGCUAUAGCAUUUGCAAAGAAAAAGGAAUAUGAUGCUUUUGUUGCUAUUGGAGGUGGCUCAGUGAUUGACACCUGCAAAGCCGCAAAUUUAUAUUCAAGCGAUCCUGAAGCCGAGUUUCUAGAUUAUGUGAAUGCUCCAAUUGGGAAGGGGAAACCCGUGGCAUGUGCUUUGAAACCAUUAAUAGCAGUACCGACAACUGCUGGUACAGGAAGUGAAACAACAGGUGUUGCCAUAUUUGAUCACAUACCUUUAAAAACUAAAACAGGUAUAGCACAUAGAGCAUUAAGACCAACUUUAGGUAUAAUUGAUCCAUUGCAUACUAUGCAUAUGCCGAGUAGAGUUGCUGCCUAUUCUGGAUUUGAUGUUCUUUGUCAUGCUCUUGAGUCCUAUACUGCUAUUCCUUUUAAUGAAAGAACGCCAAAACCUGCAAACCCAAUCCUUCGUCCCGCGUACCAAGGUAGCAACCCAAUCAGUGAUAUAUGGUCUUUAAAAGCUCUGAAAACAAUUGAGAAGUAUUUCAAACGAGCAGUCAAAAAUUCUGAUGACUAUGAAGCAAGAUCAGAAAUGCAUUUAGCAAGUACUUUUGCUGGAAUUGGAUUUGGGAAUGCUGGAGUACAUUUAUGCCAUGGUAUGUCAUAUCCAAUAUCUGGCUUAGUGAAAAAUUACAAAGCACAAGAAUAUAACUGUGAUCAUCCUAUAAUUCCUCAUGGGUUAUCAGUUGUGAUUACUGCUCCAGCUGUUUUUCGAUUUACAUCAAAGGCUUGCCCAGAACGCCACUUGCUUGCUUCCGAGAUGUUGGGUAAAGACAUUAAAAAUGCCAAAAAGGAAGAUGCUGGUUUAAUUCUAGCUGACACAGUUCGUGAUUUUAUGAACGAUUUAGGCAUUGAAAAUGGACUGAAAGGAUUGGGCUUUACAUCUGAAGAUAUUCCAUCGCUGGUAGAAGGCACCCUUCCUCAGCAUCGAGUAACCAAAUUGGCACCUCGAGGGCAAAGUGAAGAAGAACUGAGUCAGCUGUUUGAAGAGUCACUAACAGUGUAUUAGGUUAACAAAAGAAUAUCCAGAAUAAAAAAGAAUCAAUUUAUUAUUAAUCAAAAAUUUUAUACAUGUUUUUGAAGAUGGCAUUUAUGAGUUUCAUUCACUAAAAAGUCAAUAAAUAAAGUUUAAAAAGAUGAAACUCAUAAACUGUCUCACCUUUAUAUCAAAAUUAGGUUUUCAAUCUGUGUUUAAAAUUUGUAAGCAUUUGCUCACUUUUUGAAUAAAAUAAUUUUAUCCGUU
Uloborus diversus is the source of this 1786-nucleotide messenger RNA. RefSeq names its product hydroxyacid-oxoacid transhydrogenase, mitochondrial-like (gene T3dh). The transcript has 14 exons. The record is from RefSeq and is a predicted model, not a curated record. NCBI's taxonomy places the organism in Eukaryota, Metazoa, Arthropoda, Arachnida, Araneae, Uloboridae. Gene Ontology annotation, molecular function: alcohol dehydrogenase (NAD+) activity; metal ion binding. Gene Ontology annotation, cellular component: mitochondrion. The coding region runs from base 143 to 1552 and encodes 469 amino acids.